AUGAAGCCCGCGCUUUAUAUCUUUACUAUAUUCCUACACAUUGCUGCGCAGUUAGCAGUAGCAGUGCCGGUUGCAGCCCCGGACUUUGACUCUUUUUCAGUAGAAGAGAGAGCGAACCCCGCUCCUACUGUUAAGCCUCCUAGCAACCCUGCUGCCAGUGCUCAGCCUCCUAGCAACCCCGCUGCCAAUGGUCAGCCUCCUAGCAACCCCGCUGCCAAUGGUCAGCCUCCUAGCAACCCCGCUGCCAAUGGUCAGCCUCCUAGCAACCCCGCUACCACUGGUAAGCCUCCUAGCAACCCCGCUACCACUGGGGGUGGUGGUGAGGCUGUCGCCGCCGCUGCUGCUGCCGCCGCUAAGAAGGGCGGUGGUGAAGGAUCACAAGCUGCAGCUGCCGCCGCUGCUGCCGCCGCCUCUGGCGGUGGUAGUGGAGGGGAUACCGCCGCUGUAGCUGCUGCCGCCGCUGCCGCUGCCUCUGGCGGUAGUGGAGCUGCUGCUGCUGCCGCCGCCGCCUCCGCUAGCGGUGGAGGUGCUGCUGCCGCCGCUGCCGCCUCCGUCGCCUCCGCGGGUGGUAGUGGAGGAGAAGUUGUAUCUGUAGCUGUUGCUGUUGCCGUCGCUACCUCUGGUGGUAGUGGAAAAGAUGUCGCCGCUGCCGCCGCCGCCGCCGCCUCCGCUAGUGGUUCGGGUGGGAAUGCUGCCGCCGCUGCUGCUGCCGCUGCUGCUGCCUCUGGUAGUAGUGGCGAAGCUGUUGCCGCCGCGGCGGCUUCCGCUGCCGCUGGUGGCUCUGGAUCUACUGGUGGUUCUGGAUCUACUGGAAAAGGCGGCCAUGACUGUGAAAUCCAUAAGCCAUUUGCGUUCUACAGGCGCCCAAGUCGAUUCAGCAGGCGUAUCGGCAAAGCUCAGCCUGGCUCGACCUUCCAAUCUUCCUGCAAAAAAGGCCACUGGUUCAAAACUCCACGUGGAUGGGUCAUGGAGAAGAAUAAGCCCAAAGGCUGCCGUGGAUCAACCAAGGUAUGCUAA
This is a messenger RNA of Penicillium pulvis, 1017 nucleotides long. RefSeq lists its product as uncharacterized. Lineage: Eukaryota; Fungi; Ascomycota; Eurotiomycetes; Eurotiales; Aspergillaceae. The transcript has 4 exons. The record is from RefSeq and is a predicted model, not a curated record. Bases 1 to 1017 code for a protein of 338 amino acids.